UACCGUCUCACCUCAAGUCUACCGCUGCCUAAUUCCGAGCCAUUUCAAGUUUUGAAGUGUGAUAAUGAACUAGUAGAAAAAUGAUGAAUAAUUUUACUGAUUAGGUUAUACCAGUUUUUAGCUGGAUGGUUUAUUUUAAAAGUUUUGUUCAAUCAAUUUAUCUGUUCUGAAUUUUAUUUCAAUUGUUAAUUGAGUCUUAAGAUAGAUUAGAAUCUUUUAAAUCAACUGGGACAAAAUGAGCAGAAAGUCUAAACCUAUGGAAGCUGUUGUACUUCUUAUCGAUAUUGGAGAGCCUGUUAGUCAUGAAGAUAAAGAUGGUCAGUCAUUUCUACUAAAAAGUAAGCAGUGUGCUUCAAGAAUCAUUCAACGCAAGAUAUUUUCGGAUGCUACUGAUCAAUUCAGUCUCAUUUUUGUUGGGUCAAGCAAGACGGAUAAUGACCUGAACUACCCCCACAUAGAAGUGAAGCAGAAAUGGUUUGUGCCACCUAACUGGGAUUUGUUGAAGGCCGUUGAUGACAUGAAGGCUACUGAUGUAAAAAGUGCGGACUGGUUAGACGGCUUGAUUGUUGCUGUCAAUCUUCUGAAGCAUGAGACCGAGGGCAGAAAAUUUACGAGCCAAAAAAUUGUAAUGCUGUCAAAUUUUGCCACACGUUUGCAGUCACAGGAUCACGUUGAAGAGGUUAUUGAAACAUUGAAAGAUAUGCAAAUAAACUUGGUAGUAAUAGGUCCUGACAUUGAUGAUGAUCUAUCUAGUGAAGAAACAAAGUCCAAUAUUCAACAGAAAGGAGAAGUCCUCAUAGGCAGGAUUGUGGAUGAAGUAGAUGGAGUAAUAUGUGGAUUUGCAGAAGCUAUGUUACAAUUAGAUCAUUUUCAAAAGUGUGUUGGAAAAGCAGCACCCUGGCACUGUAAUUUAGACAUUGGAGAAGAAAUAUCUAUACCAAUUACCGGAUAUAAGAAAUUUGCUCCUAAAAAAAUGCUUACUUGGAAGAAAAAGAGCAUUGAAAAUACACCAGUAGUAGAGGAGACAGUGUUCCUACUAGGAGAUGAAGAGGUAGACAAGGCAGAUGUCAUUCAUGGUUACUUAUUUGGCAGAACUGUUGUUCCUAUAUCAGGAGAGGACAAAAUGUCAAUGGCAAUAAAAACACAAAAGUGUUUUGAUGUAAUUGGCUUUACGAAGAAACAGAAUGUUCCACGCCACAUGUUUAUGGGUGACUCAGCACACUACAUUGUACCAAGGAAGGGGAUCAAGGGAGCCCAAAUAGCAGUUACAGCUUUGGUGAAAGCUCUUCUAGAAGAAAGCAUGGUUGCUAUUGUCCGUAAAGUCUAUAGCAAGAACAGUGCCCCUAAAAUAGGAGCUUUGAUACCAACUUGUGAGGAUGAAUUUUAUUUCUUUUAUUAUGUGCAACUGCCUUAUGCUGAGGAUGAGCGUAGGGUGAAACUUCCUUCGCUGAGUAAAGUUCAGCUCUCACAAGACCAGUUUGAUGCUAUUGGCCAACUUAUAGACGAUAUGGACCUCACGCAACUAGAUGAGGAUGAAGAUCCUUACAGCCAGUUGAUAAAUCCUGCAGUGGAGCACUUGAACAACAUGGUCGUCUUUAAAGCACUCCAUCCUGAUUCAAAGUUACCAUCAGAAUUAAGUGUUAACAUAAAGAAAAUGCUACAACCCAAGCCAGAAAUUCUUGAAAAAGCCUCCACCUCUUUAGAUAAAAUUAGAACACUGUUUAAACUUGAAGAGGUAGAGCAGAAAAGUUACCGGAAAGAAGCGGCAGAUCUCUUUAAAAGUUCUACAAGCAAUGGUAUAGAAGUUGAAGUUAAACCUGAGGAUUUGGCUGAUUCAAUUGUAGGAUUAGUUCGAAGCACAGUUACUGAAAUAGGAACGGUUGAUCCUGAAGGUGAUUUUCUCAAAUUAAAGGAACUUGGUGAACCUUUUGGGAAAAUCUGUGAUCAAAUGCAGAAUGUUAUCAAAAAAUUGAUAUUUUUGUCAAGCGACACUGUUGGAACUCGUAAACCACUCGCAGCUCUCACAUUACUACGUGAACACUGCAAAAAGCUGAGCCCUUUGGCUUACAAUAGAUUUGUUGCGUCAAUCAAAGAUGACCUGAUAGAAAUAGGACACAGUGAGUUUUGGGAGAAAAUUGUACAAGAUAAACUUGGAUUGAUAACAUCUGUAGAAAAUGAAGAAAGCACAGUAAGCCCUGAUGAGGCAGACACAUUUUAUCAGAUAAAGACAUGUGAAUUACAAAGUGAACAGGAUUAUGAGUUGGAAGCUGAAGACAUGCUGGAUAUGCUGUAAAUUCACAAAGAAGAAAUAAAUGGGCAACAUAAAACAAAAAUAAACUCAGUAAGAUUUAUUGAUUUGUAAUUUAGGAAUGUAAUUUAAGUUUUUGAAAAUAAAACAUUGUUAUAUAA
This is a messenger RNA of Homalodisca vitripennis (glassy-winged sharpshooter), 2409 nucleotides long. Its product is annotated as X-ray repair cross-complementing protein 5-like. Gene Ontology annotation, biological process: double-strand break repair via nonhomologous end joining; telomere maintenance; cellular response to gamma radiation. Gene Ontology annotation, molecular function: double-stranded DNA binding; telomeric repeat DNA binding; damaged DNA binding. Bases 236 to 2293 code for a protein of 685 amino acids. The record is from RefSeq and is a predicted model, not a curated record. The transcript has 15 exons. Lineage: Eukaryota; Metazoa; Arthropoda; Insecta; Hemiptera; Cicadellidae. Gene Ontology annotation, cellular component: Ku70:Ku80 complex; nucleus.